AAUGCGGAGUCCGACCUCUGGUGAGAGCCGGCAAAAUCGUCGGCGGCAAAGGCGCCACCUUUGGCGAAUUCCCUUGGCAAGUCCUUGUGAGGGAGUCCACCUGGCUGGGAUUGUUCACGAAAAACAAAUGCGGGGGAGUCUUGAUCAGCCACAAGUACGUGAUGACGGCAGCUCAUUGCCAGCCGGGAUUCCUUGCUUCACUGGUUGCAGUUUUCGGCGAAUUCGACAUUUCGGGAGAUUUGGAGAAGAAGAGGCCCAUCAGCAGGAAUGUCAAGAGGGUUAUCGUGCACAGGCAGUACGACGCGCAAACUUUCGAAAACGAUUUGGCUCUGCUGGAGCUGGAACAACCUGUGCAGUUUGAUACACAUAUAAGUGAGUAG
Leptinotarsa decemlineata (Colorado potato beetle) is the source of this 380-nucleotide messenger RNA. It is a transcript of the gene flz, whose product is annotated as transmembrane serine protease filzig. Lineage: Eukaryota; Metazoa; Arthropoda; Insecta; Coleoptera; Chrysomelidae. Gene Ontology annotation, molecular function: serine-type endopeptidase activity. Gene Ontology annotation, biological process: proteolysis. The record is from RefSeq and is a predicted model, not a curated record.